AUGUGUAGCAAACAAUCAGAUGUAUGUCGAUACAGAUGUUUGAAGACAUUUUUAAUUGUCUCUAAUUCAUUAAAUUUAGUACUUGGUAUAUGUUUAAUUGUGAUGGGCAGUUAUGUACAUCUAUUUCUUAGUACAUUCUUACGUAAUUUACCAGUUCAUAUGUUAUCAUUAACAUUUAUUAUGAUGGCACUUGGAUGUCUUCUAUUUUCACUUGGUAGUAUUGGCAUAUUAUUUGUUUUAACUGGACGUCGAAAAAUCAAUGCAAUUUAUACAGUACUGUUGAUAGUAGCUGUUUCAAUAGGUAUUGUUGUCAUUGUAACGACAUGCAUGUUACGUGAAAAGAUGGGUAUGAUGUUUCGAAAUAUUAUCAAAGAUUCUAUCAAGCAUUAUAUGAGAAAAAAUAGUUAUGCAGCAUUUGUGAACACAAUACAAUUACAGCAUAAAUGUUGUGGUGCAGAUUCAGUCAUGGAUUACACUGUGAGUAAUCUCUCAGUACCAGUUUCAUGUUAUCCUGACAAAGGCACAACACCGCAUAGUGAAGGUUGUGCAGAAAUACUUAACGCAAUUGUCCAACGUUAUUUAACUUACAUUAUUUCAUUACUGUCCGCUGUUUUACCAAUGGAAAUAGCUUCAAUGGUUUGUGGUAUACUUAUGUUAAACAAAGUGAAAUCUAUCCCAUGGAAAACAAGAUUUGCUCAUUGUUAA
Messenger RNA from Schistosoma rodhaini, 705 nucleotides. The record is from the annotation of a GenBank genome assembly. NCBI's taxonomy places the organism in Eukaryota, Metazoa, Platyhelminthes, Trematoda, Strigeidida, Schistosomatidae.